GAGGGAGGACGGAGCACGUGUGGUUUAAACAAGUGCGAGCGCGAUGGUGUAUCAUCCGACUAGGAUUAACACUGUAAUCUGCGUUGGCCCAGGUACCGGUAAUCCCUACCCACAUGUACCACCCGCCUCUGUUCGCCUUUACUUCCACUUUUAUCUCUGGUCAAAAUGAAGGAAUAAUGAUCAUAGCUGAGCUGGCUUGUGUUGGGGCUUUUCCGCUGAGCUACUCGGACCCUCAUCCUCUGUGAAGACACAACUGGCCCUUUCAGCCACAGCAUGGCUGGGAGCCGGCCUACCUACUGGGGCAAGCGGGACCUCAACAGCCUGAGCUUCGGUUUGGCUGCAGACAUGGAACACAGCCUGACAGCGCCUCGCCAGCAGAAAGUGUCCAAGGAAUUUAAGAGAAAGUUCUCCUUAUCCCAGCUGCCUUUCGACUCCGAUAUCUAUCACUCGACGUUGCACCACGACACACCGCAGCUCCAGGAAGGAGACCAGGUGGUCCCCUCAUUCAAGAGGCUGACCAUGCUGGAGGGCUGUCACAGAGAGUCCAAGCCCCUGCCACCUCUGCCUGACCCUGCGGAGCUCAUGCUGGACGAGGCAGCCGACAGCGAGGUGGAGUUUUUUACCAAUGACCGCCGCCGCCUGUUGCCGAAGAGCUGCCCCAAGGCUGUCCACUAUGGAUCCUCCAGCAGGGGCACCUACAGAGGCUAUGGCCAAGUCAACUACGCCUAUCAGGAGAAAGCCUUGGAUGGUGGUACCGCUGGGUCUGGUAUUGCUCACUCUUGGCCAAACACAGAGGACAGCAUAGCUGCCGUAGGAUGGAUGAGUAGAGGAACUAACACUGGAUCAGGCUUUGACACUGAGGGCUGGGCAAUAGAUGGGGUUAAAUAUGCAACCCAGGGGCAGCAGCUAAAGAGAAAGGACGAUGAGCGGACAUUGAUGGCAGUCGAGGAUACCUCUUAUAGGAAAAAGCCUGACCAGCUUGUAUCUCCAUGGCUUCGGUACUCCUAUUCAGGUCCUGCUGAUCACCAUCCUCACAGCAAUUUGACACCCUGUCCCACUGAGAAACCUGAAAUCCCUCCUCGUAGACCUAUUCCACCCAAGCCAUCUUCUCUCACAAAGACGGUAACCAAUGAAUGGUCAAUCAGUGACAAUGACGAAGACAAACCUCCCAAAAUUCCUCCAAGGGUGCCCUUGGUCCCAGCCUGCCCUCCACGUACUCCCAGCCCUAAAAGCCUUCCCCUUUAUAUCAACGGAGUAAUGCCUGUGACUCAAAGUUUUGCUCCCAACCCAAAAUACGUUAGCAAGGCAGUACAGGAGCAGCAGAGUGAAAAAGCUCCCCCUCCUGGCCAGUGUUCCCCCUGCAUCGUUCCCGUGAUGAAAGAUGGAAGGCAGGCCAGCGCCACACAUUACUUUCUCCUCCCAUGCCGUAGGGAACAUAACAGACAACAACAGCAACAAAACAAACACAACAACAGAACAAACACAACAGAGAGGAAGAAUGACAACAGUGGGGGCAGACCAGGGUGGAGGUGCCAGAACUGACAGAAACUGCUCUGUGAUGUAUUUCUCACUCAGUUUUUCUCAAAACUGUCCACUACAAACUCAUCGUCAUUCCUUCAAAUGAUGCUGCAGACAGUCGCAUCCAGUUUGUGAGCAGCAUCAACCUGGCACCUGACACUUUCAGCAUAACAGCCAUUCUAACAUUACUGGCUAAUGUCACCGUGUUGCUUACUAAUUCAUGGUCAAUGUUGGAGAGAUGUCUGCUCAUGUAAAACCCAGAAAACAGCAUAACAUCUCGGUAUGUACAGUAAUAUUAAUGUUGGAUUAUUAAUGUUUGUGUCAUGAAACCUUUUUAGAUUUAGUAAUAGCCUACAGGUAAAAAGGAACUUGUUGUCCACACAGGACCACUGUCUGAAAGGGCUUGGACAUUUUCCAUUUACCCAUAUUUCCUGACUGGAGGUUUCUAUUGUAAAAUCCCUUAGAUUAAUAUAAAAUUAGAUUAUAAAUGAAACUGUUUUAGAGCCAUAUAGUUGACCACAGGAACAGUACAAGCUGGGCUUGUACAAAGCAAUCCUUUGCAUGUUAUUUACUUUUUUUUCCAAUAUUGCUUGAAAUACUCAUCUUGAUAUUGAUUUAAUGAUUUUAAAGGAAUCAGUACUUGCCACUUGAGAAUACAGAUUUAUAAAAGAAAAUAACAGUUGAGAAAUUGGUGAAUAUUACUGUGACACACUAAAAACAGAAUGUUUUUUUUCUCAACUGCAAUGACACGAAAGGCUUCAGCCCAGUAAGACAUGAAUUUAUUUCACCUUUUCCCAUAAUAGUGAUUGAAACAGCUGCUCACAGUAUCAGACUAAGUAGUGACUUUACAGUCAUAGUGUUAAUAAUGAGACUUUUACAACUGUGUAAAAAGUUGGGCUUAACAUGUAUUGAUUUACUUCUGUUAACUCUGGGUCAGGUUUUGUCUGAUUUCACUUUUUUCUUUCAUUUUUCUUCUGUGAAAGUUUUUUUGAAAGACCUUACAUUAUGUAUGUGUUUUGAAAACUCACUUUGCAAAUUCCAGUCAGCAGCUCUAUCUGUCCGUCAGUGACCCUUUAAACACAUACGUGUGGUUUAUACCCCAUGUUACUGUGCUCAGUUAUAAUUUAUUUUCGAGCUGGUAUUAUCUCUGAUAUGCCGUAGUAGUGUUAAAGCACACAGAGAGCACAUGUUGCACUCAUGAUGCAUUUAUAAUGGCGAGGUCCUCGUUUACAACUUCAUAACAUCAGCAGGUUGCAGUUCUUAUGGUUUGGUCUUGACAAAGGCUGUUCAUAAUUUUUGUAAUUUUGUGUUUAUUUGUGUCAAGUCAGUUCUGGUCAGAAAAUGUAUUUUUAACGUAUUUAUAGAAAUAAAUUA
Messenger RNA from Lampris incognitus (smalleye Pacific opah), 2892 nucleotides. Its product is annotated as ERBB receptor feedback inhibitor 1. The transcript has 4 exons. Gene Ontology annotation, cellular component: extrinsic component of cytoplasmic side of plasma membrane. NCBI's taxonomy places the organism in Eukaryota, Metazoa, Chordata, Actinopteri, Lampriformes, Lampridae. Gene Ontology annotation, biological process: negative regulation of epidermal growth factor receptor signaling pathway; regulation of keratinocyte differentiation. Bases 274 to 1542 code for a protein of 422 amino acids. The record is from RefSeq and is a predicted model, not a curated record.